Myzus persicae (green peach aphid) is the source of this 993-nucleotide messenger RNA. RefSeq lists its product as uncharacterized. Lineage: Eukaryota; Metazoa; Arthropoda; Insecta; Hemiptera; Aphididae. The transcript has 2 exons. Bases 128 to 484 code for a protein of 118 amino acids. The record is from RefSeq and is a predicted model, not a curated record.
UUAAUAGGAUGUCAGUGAUGAGCAAGUUAAGACGUCUGACGCGUAUUCUCAAACCUCGAUAAAGACGGUCGAUAAGAAAUCCGGUAACGAGGAACCGAAGGCCGAGACUAAGGAUUCUGAGACACAAAUGCACGUCAUAGUUGAGGCGAAUGACGUUGUGGAAGAACUAAGGCCUACGACUCCCGCGACGUCAACAAAAUCACCAAAAGCGAUGAAAUGGUUUCCAAAACAACCGGGGAAAUAUCAUCCGGUUUUAUUGAUGAACCAAUUAAUCCCGACAAUUGAAUACGGUUUAGUAAUGGUCGAAAAAAACCCGAAAGUAUUCAGGGUAUAUUUUGAAUUAGCAGGAGUGAUGUUUCAAGGAUACGGUAAUAUUUGUAACAUUAUAUCACUGUUAUUAUCAUUUUAUACAAAAAACGGUUCUGACUGGAAACUGCUUGUCAGCCUAAUAUUGAAAAAUACAAUUCUCAUACAAAAUAGUUAAGAUUAAGAGCCAGAAUUAUAUUCAUUUAAAAAAGCCAAAAAAAGAUUCUAAUAAUAUUCUCAAAUGUGCCAUAAAAAUGUUCGCCAUUAAUUAACCAGUUUCAUGAUUUGUAAAGAUUUCAAACCCCCGUCUGAUAGCAUAUAGGUUCAAAAUAAGUAUGCAAAGGAAUAUAAUUCCGGCCCCUAGGUAUGAUAUACGUGGAUUCCAUAGGUUAUAUAUUAUAAUAUAAAAUUAGUAUUGAAUACAACAAGCUCAAAUAAUAAUAUAAUUAUAAAUAACGGUUAACUGCUAACUAAUCGAAACAUACGAAUACAGGAUUUUUUAAUGAUGGCCACUGAACACGACUAGGAAUUAUAUGUAUGAUAUUACCUGAAGGCCAGAGCUACUGGUGGAUGAUGAUAGUCCCUCGCUGGAAGGGCGAAAGUGGACCGGAUGACACUCCUAUUUGGUGCUCAACUAAUUUUGAUCCGAAGUGGAUGAUGUCAAGUGAGCGCAGUUACGACACGGGA